Messenger RNA from Osmerus eperlanus (European smelt), 2596 nucleotides. RefSeq names its product double zinc ribbon and ankyrin repeat domains 1 (gene dzank1). Gene Ontology annotation, molecular function: protein binding. Gene Ontology annotation, biological process: eye photoreceptor cell development. NCBI's taxonomy places the organism in Eukaryota, Metazoa, Chordata, Actinopteri, Osmeriformes, Osmeridae. Bases 103 to 2445 code for a protein of 780 amino acids. The record is from RefSeq and is a predicted model, not a curated record. The transcript has 22 exons.
GUGCAGCGUCGCUAGAUACAUUGCCAACAUCAGUAGGCUACAUAAAACAUAAUGACCCUAAACAUUCUCUUUUCAUAGACGUGGCAACAAGCAUCCAGAAACAUGACUGCUGGUUCUAUCGUGGUGCCUCACAUCAUACCCAUUCGCAUUCCUCAACCUGGGAAAGGGAAGCACGAGAUCGAUACCACAACUGUUGUUGAGAUCAAAUCAGACACACUGGAUGUCACCAUCUACUACACUCUGGAUGGAAGUAAACCUGAGGUUGUCAAGAGACCUGGAUUUGGGGAGAGCAGCACUCUAAAGUACAGUAAACCAAUAUGCUUACCUGACGGCAAAGUGUCUGUCAAAGCAGUGGCUGUCACCAGAGAUGGCAGGGAGAGCGCUGUUGUUACCAAGCUCUUCCUGGUGGAAUAUGUGCCUCCAAGCGAGGCAUUAUCCACAGACGACAAAGAGGAAAAUGUCUUGAAGGACCAUGAACUAGGGAUCAAACAGUUCUCUAAGGAAACUAAUGGCAGCAUCGCUUGUACUACGAGGGCGGAACAUGCUUCAGGAGAGUCUUCACUGAGGCCACAGGGACCGAAGAUGAAGGAAGGUAACGGUAAAAGAGCCCCUAAAGCUCCUCGCUUCCUCAGCAAUCAUCUGGGCCUCACAUCUGUGCCUGAGCCUACGUCACCUCACACAUUGAAUGCAAGCCUGGAAGAAAGCACCUUCAAUAACCUGACCAACACGCAAAUAUCCAGGAUUCAAAGAGAGACAGAUUUCUUGAGGUGCACCAAGUGCUUGAGCCUUCGUCCGUCAGACCCGUUUGCCCGCUUCUGUUUGCAGUGUGGUACUGCUGUACCACUGGUGCCGGGGCAGAGGCUGCCGCCCACAGAGGGGGGACAGUUGGGUUUGUGCAUUCACUGUAAAACCAUAGUGCCCAUGAACACUGUGGCAUGUGUGGUAUGUGAAGCCCCUAUUGGCCCACAGCUGCAGCCUCAAGCCAGCCUACGACUGCAGGACAAGCUGAUUUGUCAGUCUUGUGGAACUGGAAACCCAGCACAUAUCUCCUUCUGUGUCACCUGUGAGACCAGGCUACCACAGCCCGCUACUGCUGUUCUGAGUGGUCAGAGUGCUCCACCUCUUCCUUCAGGAGAAAACAAGAUGGUGUCUUGUUCUAAGUGCAGUCGGGUCAACCACUCUGACGCACGUUUCUGCGAUUGGUGCGGCGCCAAGCCCGGCCAUGCAGCCAGCUGUCUGAUUUGCUCCCGAUGCGGGGCCAGCAGCCACCCCUAUGCCAGCUUCUGUGGCUCUUGCGGGGUGUUUAUGGAGGGACCUUCCAGGGGUGAAUCCCGCGCCAGCAUGGCCUGUUCCACCGGGGCCGCUGUCGAGCAGGAACAGCCGUCCACCCAGCGCUCAGACGCUACCACAUGGCAGCCCGUGCCUCCCUCUGGAUCUCCCGUCAUGGCCCCGGCACCAGGCCACGUGGAGCAGCACACCCAGACGACAGGCCUCUUCUACCCGUCCAGCACGGAGCUCCACAGGAAGGGCCAGCAGGCGGCGCUAGAGUUCAGCAGACAGGAUCAGAUGAGGGACCGAAGGCCGCUGCUCACUGCUAUAAGUCCAGGGAGAGGCUACUGGAGGAAACAGUUGGACCAUGUGUGUGCACACCUACGAAGCUACACCCAGAACAACACAGAGUUCAGAGCUAUAGUUGGGGAACCUCGAAUGGGCCGGAUGGUUUCAGCUGUGAUUGAGGAAGACAAUUAUGAAGUCAGUCUGAGAAUAAACUUUGUCUCAGCUGAACAUGAACAAAACAAGUUAUGCCAGGGGGGCGGGCCUGAGAGGAGCAUCGCCCUAUCAGAAAGCCAGAACCUCAGCAGUGUGACAGAGGGCAGGAGUGUGUUGUUCAGCCAGACCAGCCUGGGUAAUGAGAGGUCUGGAGCCAAUGGAAGGACAUCAAAAAAAACAAAUAAAAGCUUGUCCUCAGAUGUCAUAAAGCAGGCACCGCAAACCAAAGACAGCCAGCUUCUAAAGGAAGUGGGCCAUGAAGGGAAAGGGCAGAUCUCUGUAGUCCAACAACUGCUUGACGAGGGGGCGGAUCCAGUGUGCCAGGGGGCCGAUGGGCAUCCUGCCCUGGUUGUUGCCGUGGUCAACGGGCACGCAGACGUCAUCCCAGUCCUGGUGCAAAGGGGUGCUGACAUCAACCAGCAGUCUGGACCGUCGAACAACACAGCCCUCCAUGAAGCGGCUUCCAUGGGGAUCAAAGGGUUGCUGUGUGCUGAGACACUACUGGGGUGCAACGCCAGCAUCAGGAGGAAGAACGACAGAGGUCUGACUGCAUACGACCUGGCCGUCAUCACCAAGUGCAGCCCGUUAGUGUCUCUCCUAGCCGCUAGGAUGGGCCAGGGGAUGCUGGACAGGAUGGUCAGACCUAGAAGUAACCCGGGACUAGACGUGUUCUGAUGAGAUCACUGCUCAUGCAAUGUGAAUGAAGGUAUUUCAUAAAUUACAAGGGAGAGUUGUUUCCGAACUCUCAGCUGAGGGCCAAAGAUGAGACGAUGAGAGGAGUUGGUGUGAAUGUGACUUCAUCUUUAUGCAAAAAGUGAGCUGUAGA